Cephus cinctus (wheat stem sawfly) is the source of this 2505-nucleotide messenger RNA. It is a transcript of the gene HHEX, whose product is annotated as hematopoietically-expressed homeobox protein hhex. The transcript is spliced from 3 exons. Lineage: Eukaryota; Metazoa; Arthropoda; Insecta; Hymenoptera; Cephidae. Gene Ontology annotation, molecular function: DNA-binding transcription factor activity, RNA polymerase II-specific; RNA polymerase II cis-regulatory region sequence-specific DNA binding. The record is from RefSeq and is a predicted model, not a curated record. Bases 1309 to 1998 code for a protein of 229 amino acids. Gene Ontology annotation, biological process: regulation of transcription by RNA polymerase II; cell differentiation.
AAUGGGCUCGGAAAGUUGAAUUAAAAAAAAAAAAAAGAAUUAUUACCAGAGCAUAAUCCCCUAUCCAUCAAAUCACCGAAUAAUCUCGUGCACGAUUACUUCAGAAAAACAAAAUCAAGAAAAAAUGAACGGAAGAAAAAAAAGGGCUCUUUUGACGGAGGCUGAUCUAGUCCGUGAUUUUUUUUUUCAAAAUUUAUAUAAACCUUUUGCAAUUUUAAUGGUUUGAAAUUUUAACGUUAUACAAUUUGAAAUUGAAAAUUCACGAUUAGAUCAUUUUUCAUGAACUAAUGUAUUUUAUAUAUAGUCCGUAGUACUAAUAAAUAAAAAAGUGGGAAUCUGUGCAAUCUACAAGAAUCCCAGGUUGUAAAAUCAUAUCCGAUAAAAGUUAUACGUUAAAGCUCGAAACGGGUAGUUGUUCCCUAUUUGCUGUCACAUGAUUUACAAUUUCUCGAUAUUGUAUCGAGGCGCCUCGAAUGAUGUAUGGAUCGGCAAACAACGAUAAUCCAGCUUAAAUGCCGAAUCGAAUUUUAUUUGGAGUAGCCGCUGUUGACCGUUUGUACAGGUGUCUUGUAAGGGAAUUUUUGAGAAUAAUUUUGUUGAAAAAAAAAAAAAAAUUUUGCCAUGAGAAUUUUAUUUUGUCAAAAAUCCCUAGGGAAUUGGAGUUAAUAAAUUAUGAUGACAAUUGCAGUUGGUUUAUACGUGUACUUGUCGAAGCUGUGAAUUUCGAAAUUGAAAAUAGAAAGGUGGGAGGUGAAAAUUUUGGAAAAUUUUUUUUACACGUGUACAUCAAUAAUGUAAAUUAUAUGAGAAAUGCAAAUUGAAUGACAUACCGGGUGCUUAGUAAAUAAUGUGAACUUCUCGAGUACGGCCAGUAUACACGGUGGGGAGUCUGUAACCACAAGAGUAGGGAUUCUAUCGUCCUUAUCAGUUUAUUGCGUCCAAUGGCGAGCUUGAGGAAACAAUCGCCUUGAUAAGGGCGGCAUAUUCUCUAACUCUUGAAUCCUUAUGUCCCCAGUCAGCUUUGAUACGGAGGACAGUUAGGAAGCUAUUUUUGAGGAAAGUGCGUCUCCAAAAGGAAAAAUUAAAAAUCGAAAAAAAGUACGAUUUUCGAAACGCUUGCAGUACCUGUAUCGACAAAAUAAAAUUCUGAAAAAUCCAACAGGAUGAUAGUGAGGAGAUAAUCGUAAAAAACAAAAAAUCCUUGAGGAAUAAAGAAUCCUCAAGGAUAGUUAGAAAUUUUUAAUAGAAAAAAAAUUUCCCCCGAAAAAAUCAAAAAAAUAUUUUUUCCCUAUCAAUUCCAUCAUCGAAAUGACCACCGUUUGCAAGACAGCCAGAUCCUUCAGGAUCGACGAUCUGCUCGACAAGGACAAUAAUCGUGAAUCCUGCGAAAGGGAAAGGUCCAUCUCGCCUAGGAGUCCAUCCUUGAUCAACAGUGCCAAUACGCCACCCUCGACGCCAACGACGCCGACGACGCCGACGACGCCUAGUCAGAUCCCUUUCCAAGGACAUUGGCUGGCAAGACCUACCCCACUCUAUGCGCCACACUUGGACGAUCGAAGGCUCUACUCGCCCUACGACCUGCACCACAUGAAAGUACCGCCUAACAGAUUCUGGCAUCUGUAUUCCCCGUAUCAUCUGCCACUUCAGCACGGAUUUCUUGCGAGACUUCAUGCUGCACAUUACAGCAAAAGAAAAGGUGGCCAAGUCCGUUUCACACCGCAGCAGACAGCUGGACUGGAAAGAAGAUUUGGCUCACAUAAGUACCUUAGUCCUGAGGACAGGCGACAUCUGGCGGUGCAGUUGAAACUAACUGAUCGGCAGGUGAAAACGUGGUUCCAAAAUCGACGAGCAAAAUGGCGACGUGCCAAUCCUUCCACGUCGAACGUAAAUGGCGAGGAUCACAAGAGUAGGUGCCAGGCGGAAGGAGAGGAUUGUUUGAACGGAGAACAAGAGCCUUACGAAACGGAUUGCAGCAGUCCAAUUUCCGUUACGGAUUAAUUUUCUAAAUAAUUAUAGUCUUGGAUAUUUCGGCUGUUACCUUUGAAAUAACUAUGAAAGCUUUGCUUUGUGAAAUCGUCAAAACGAUUUUAUGAAUUUUUUAAAACUUUUUUUCUACCUUCUUCUUUUGAAAUUCUGGCUUUCUGUACGAGAAACCACUUUCCGGGAUCCAUUUGUAAAGCGGUAUAAUUUUCAUGAUAUAAUCCCUUUUUCGAAGCACGGGUACCGGAAAUGUUUCGUUUUUUCCUUCAAGUUCACAAAAUUCUCGCCGUCUACUUAAAUUAACAAUUGUUCCGGACAGAAAGUUAUUCGAUUAAUGAUUUAUUUGUCGGUACGAUAAUACAUGUGACGUUGAUAGCUACAAAAUAUAAAAUUGGUAUCAUACCUAAUUUAAGUAAGUCGAAGCUUCGUAUGACGUAAAGUUGUUACAUGUUUUAUAUUAAAAUGUGAAAAAUUAUGUAAACUGCCUUUGUACUAUGCCAAUAUUUAUUGCAUAACAAUUAUGUG